AAGGUCUGAAACUGAGAGGUUUGGUUAGUCUUCUGCUAAUGUUUCUAGGGAGCGCAAGCCGCCUCCUAAUUCAAAAGUUUUGUUUGUUGUACUUAUCUAUUUACUCAAGUUGUGCCUUGCUUUUUUUUUUUUUUUUUUUCUUGCUUUUUAGUUUUUCUUUUUCGCUUUUUUCCCUUCGUCUAUCUUCGGCCAAGCAGGCCAAGCGAAAGAAAGUGCCGGUGUUGCCGUGUGGCGGUAUUUCUUGCGGUUUGGGAUUGCUAUUCAGAAUUUUAAAAGUUUCUUGUUAUCUUCGUUUAGCAGUAGUAACAACGAGAAAGUGAUGGAAGCGCUGACGUUGGUAUCCAGUAACAAGUGCUUUGGCGGUCUGCAAAAAGUGUACAGUCACUUUAGCUCAACGCUGAAAUGCACCAUGAAGUUUGCUAUCUUUCUGCCUCCGAAGUCGGAGGCGGCUCCCGUUCCUCUGCUCUACUGGCUUUCCGGACUGACCUGCACCGAACAGAACUUUAUUCAGAAGGCUGGGGCCCAGAAAUACGCCAGCGAACUGUCCCUGGCGAUCGUUUGCCCCGAUACCAGCCCACGUGGGUGCAACAUCGAGGGAGAGGAGGACAGCUGGGACCUUGGCACUGGCGCCGGGUUCUAUGUCGACGCGACGCAGGGAAAGUGGAAAGAGAACUACAAAAUGUACUCUUAUGUCACGAAAGAGCUUCCAUCUCUCAUGGAGAACUUCCCAGUUGACACCAAGAGGCAGGGCAUUUUUGGACACAGCAUGGGCGGUCACGGCGCCCUCACCUGCGCCUUGAAGAAUCCCGGCAUGUACAAGAGCGUGUCUGCGUUCGCCCCAAUCUGCAACCCCGUCAACUGCCCCUGGGGCAAGAAGGCCUUUUCCAACUAUUUGGGCGAUGACCAGAAGGCCUGGGAAGAGCACGACGCCACCUGCCUCGUCCAGAAGUACAGAGGCCCUCCCCUGAUGCUCCUGGUUGACCAGGGAACGGAAGACGGUUUCCUGAAAGACCAACAGUUGCUUCCGGAAAGUCUUUUGGAGGCCAGCCAGAAAAACGGUGUUGGGAUCACGCUCAGAAUGCAAGAGGGGUACGACCACAGCUACUUUUUCAUUGCAACAUUCAUUGAAGAUCACCUCAAGCACCAUGCAGCUGCCUUGUGAAAGCCACGUGGGAUUGGUCUUAUAAUGCAAAUGUGGACAAUAAUAAUCCAGAUAACAUUCUGAAUAAAAACAACAGCUGCGGCUGAUAUUGUGUCCUUUCCAAAAAAACGAAAAA
Molecule: messenger RNA, 1277 nt
Organism: Ixodes scapularis (black-legged tick)
Lineage: Eukaryota; Metazoa; Arthropoda; Arachnida; Ixodida; Ixodidae
Product: S-formylglutathione hydrolase
Exons: 7
Coding region: 320-1162 (280 amino acids)
Biological process (GO): formaldehyde catabolic process
Cellular component (GO): cytosol
Molecular function (GO): S-formylglutathione hydrolase activity
Source: RefSeq, a predicted model, not a curated record